Molecule: messenger RNA, 1194 nt
Organism: Sus scrofa (pig)
Lineage: Eukaryota; Metazoa; Chordata; Mammalia; Artiodactyla; Suidae
Source: RefSeq, a predicted model, not a curated record
AUGUUUUUCAUCGAUUGCCCCCACGGCGGAGGGAAUAAAGCCAACUCGAUCGGUGGAGAAAAGUUAACUUUGUCGUGCCCCGUGGUGGGAAAUUUUUCCCUUCAGACUCGCAAAGCCCUCCCGCUUUUCCCACCCUCCCGCCCCCGGGACCGCCCGGGCGCUCCUCAGCCUCGGCGGCCCGGGACCGGCAGCGCCCGAACAAUGACGCCGGGGGGGAGGGAAAGUUCGCCAGCCCGCGGGGCGCCGGGGCUCACCGGGGGCCUCACCGCCGCCGCCCGCACCGCCCGUCCCCCCGUCUCCGGGACUCGCUUCUUCCCGCCCCUCGAGAUCGAAACAGCCAGGGCGCGCCCCCGCUCCCCAGAGCAUCCGGCCUCAGGCGGCCCCGCACGGCAGGUCCUCCCGCCGCAGGGUCUGGCCCCGGGAGCCCCACGAGCAGGCAGAGGACCGGGAGGGAGGGGCGCCAGGAGGGGGCACCGGAGGGAACGGCCGCAACAGUUAUGGCGCUCAAUUCCUGCCCGAGCAGAGCCGCCGCCGAGCCCGGCCGGCAGCCGCCCCCCCCCACCCCCGCCUCCAACGCCCCCCCGCUCCGAGCCGGCCACCCGGCGCUGCCCGGGUCGGCUGAGGGGCCGCCGGGCACUUCGCCGCAAGCCCACACGCGCUCUCGGCCCCCAGGCGCUGGGGACACCGGAGGCCACCGCGGUGUGGAGCCGGAGCGACCCGGAGCGCGGCGAGGCUGGGCCGGGACGUUGCGCUCCGCGGCGUCCGUUUCCACUCCCCGAGGCCGCCACUCCCGCUGCCCACCCGACGCAACGCCCCCAAGCCCGCUCGCCCCGCGUCCAGCCUCAGCGGCGCCUACCUUCGCGCAGCUCGGUCGCCGCUCCUCCCCUGCUCCACGCUCGGGCCCGGCAACGUGCCGGGCGAGUCCGGCCGGGGUGGUCACCGCCCCCUGAACCGCUCGCUUUCUUCUCUCCCCUCCCUCGCACCUGCCCCCGAAUCUCCUCCCCACCCCCGCCUCCCGCCCCUCCGCCGGGGCCGCCCCCGCGCCGCAGCUCCCGCCCUCGGGCCCUCGCCAGCCCGCCCGCCCGCCCGGCCGGCCCGUCAGGCCUCAGCGCUGGGCAGGCGGUUGGGCGGCGGCGGCGGCGGCAGCGGAGGCGGCGGCGGCUGAAGCGGCGCGGAGCACUAUUGUAUUCCUGA